This is a messenger RNA of Nomia melanderi (Alkali bee), 2750 nucleotides long. NCBI's taxonomy places the organism in Eukaryota, Metazoa, Arthropoda, Insecta, Hymenoptera, Halictidae. The record is from RefSeq and is a predicted model, not a curated record.
UUUUAUUGUAUUCGAAAUGACAAUCAUCAUGAAAUAAUGUGUUAUGUUGGUACAAUAAGUGUGAUACGAUUUGCUACGUUGGCAAAAUACCUGAAAUAUAAUAUUGAAGGAAGCAUUUUCCAAGCUGCUUUUCAAAAUGUUUUGAGACAUUUUUAUGGGCGACCAAGCAAAAGUAUAAAAAUCUUUCGAGAUUCCCGCCCAAAGGGGUGUCAAUGAAAUUUCAAGGUUAUGUGAACACUUGAAUAAUACCUAAAACAUCGAGUCAAUCAUUUUCUUCAAAAUUCCAUUCGUGAUCCCGAUUGAUUGAAAUGCAGCAUAUACAAAAGCCAAGAAUUUCCUCAUACUGCAUCUAACAGCUUUCAUGACGUAAUUGUGUCGCGAUUUUCUAUGUAUAUAUAUAUGUCAUAGAUACCUAGCGAUUCUCUAUCACGUUUCAUCUAUUUAGUCUAGUGGAAAAGCGCCCUCAAAACGAAAAGCUUAUCCUAACCUUAAGGACGAUAGUCCUUCAAAAUGUAGAGGGUUAGGUUAGGUCCGCUAGCAGACGACAACAGGAGGAACAGCCGAAAGCAGACAAUCAUCGAAGUAAUGUAAUCACGUUUUUGAAAAACUACACGUGUUCCUGGUGUUUACGUGGUAAUUUCGUUACGUGGGUGAAAAAUGUAACAAUUUUUAAAUAAACGCUUUAAUAUUGCUUUCAAUAAUUCAUCGUCACACUGUCAAAAAAUUGUUCUACUCUAGUAAUCACAGCUGUUACUAUAAUAGUUUAUUUAAUUCAGUGACACGUUUAACACGUUUUAUCACUACAUUUGAUGUACAAACAUUGAUAUCUAAAAAUAUUAAUCCAUUAGAAAAAAAGUUGUACUAACCAAAAAUGUUUCACGAGCAAGAUUCUGCGAACACCGUAAACAUGAAAAAUUCAUUCCUUACAUCACUUAUAUCAGGUGCCCUUGCAGGAACGAUUUGUGACUUAACAUUUUUUCCUCUGGAUACACUGAAAACACGUUUACAAAGUCAACAUGGUUUCAUUAAAUCUGGUGGUUAUAAACGACUAUAUCAAGGAAUAGGUCCUGUUAUGGUAGGAUCCGCUCCAUCAGCUGCAAUAUUUUUUGUGACUUAUGAAGGGAUAAAAGAUGUCUUUCAACCUCGUAUACCUCAACAGUAUCAUACAUUAAUACAUAUGACCGCCGCAGCAUUAGGAGAAAUGGUCGCGUGCUUAAUUCGAGUACCAGUAGAAGUAAUGAAACAAAGAAAACAAGCAUUUAUACAUGAUGAACAAAGGUUACAAUUAAGAACGUUAUACCGCGGUUACGGGAGCACUGUUAUUCGCGAUUUGCCGUUUGGUUUAAUUCAAAUGCCACUAUGGGAAUAUUUUAAACUUUGUUGGAAAAGACACGUAGAACGUGAUUGUACGCCAAUGGAAGGUGCCAUUUNUGAUGAUUUUGAAGUGGCCAUAACUACUGUUAUGACAACGCCCCUAGACGUUGCAAAAACGAGAAUAAUGUUAUCAAAUACUAAUGAAAAAAAAGAGGAGACCAGAAUUUCUGUAAUGUUAAAGGAUGUUUAUAGAAAAAACGGUGUUAGAGGACUUUUUGCAGGUUUUCUGCCCCGAACGACUGGCUUUACGAUUAACGGAUUUGUAUUUUUUGCUAUUUAUGAAAAAGUUAGAGAAAUUUGCACAACGGUUCUACCUCUCUAAUGGUGUGAAUAAGUAUGCAAUAAUAUCGACUCAGCACUAAUUGUUCUUUGCACAUUGAUGAUAUUGCACAGCCAAGCACAUUGCAAUAGAUGUAAUGAAGCAAUAAUUAAGAAUGAGUUUCAUAAUAUGAAAGGUCAAUGUGAAUGUCUCAAAUUUUCUUAUGCCAAACAAAAACAUUGAAUAAAGUAUGGAACAAACAUAAGACCAUUCCACAGUUCUAACAUCAUUGCUUCAUUUCAAAAUAAUAUGUACUAUAAAUAUUUUAAGUAAUAAAAAUAUUGUAUUUCGAAAUUACAUUUUUAGAUUAUAUCAAGAUAUAUUGCACAAGGUAAAUUGGAUUAACAUUUAUCUUAAAGAUACAAACGUCGUUGACGAAGUGAAUACAAUACUAGGAAACUGGACAUAUAUUUGCAAGUAAUAUUUAAAAGUAAUGAUUUCUUUACUUUUACUAUAUGUUAUUACUUGUGUAAUAAUGUAUCAAAGUUCAGUACAUAAUACACGAACAUGUCGUUAAUAGGUACUGACAUAAAAGAAUUGCAACAAUACUUAAUAUUGAUUUCCUUAUGUCUAUGAACAACAAUGAGAUCUUUUCUCAGGCUCAGUACUUAUAUUAAUUGCUUCUCUUUCAUUUAGAACACUUGGAUUGUCAACAAUGAAGUCAUAUGCAAUUACAUUAAAUAAUUCAUCUAUAAAAAUAAAUUAAUGAGCAUACAACAUGAUUUAGUACCAAUAUAAAUCUAACAUAUAUCCUUACCAACAUUUUCUCCAGUUUUACUGGAUGUUGUAAAGAAUUUAGCUUGGACACCUUUAGCAUAUGUUUCUACAACAUCUAUAUCAGGAUUUGCAAUUGCACCAAGCUCUAACAAAUCUUUUUUUGUGGCACAAAUAUAUAUUUUACAUGCAUCUUCAAUAACUCUUAGUUCUCUUAUCCAAAACUUUGCCCUUUGGAAGGUCUUCAAGUUUGUUAUAUCAUAACACACUACUGCAGCUUUCGCACCACGGUAAUAUAUUUUAGUCAUUGCAUCGUACCUACACAAAUAUGAGGCUUAUGUGU